CUCGUGAGUGUUCCGUUUCUCUUAUUAAGAAAUGGCAAUGGUAAGGAUGAACUUGUAACGGGAAGACACAAGCCAACAUACUACACAACCAUGACGAAACCCUUUAAGAGAAACGCGUUAUUAACGCCCUGGGGUUAAACAACGACCUUAAUCGAAUUUAUCUCUCUCUCUCUCUCUCUCUCUUUCUCUCUUUCUCUCUUACUCUAUCACUUGUCUUCUAUUCAUUCACUUAUAUGUUGUGUAAUAUUUGACAAUAUUAGUGAGACUGGAUAUUCCAUAGCAUUCGAUUUGAUUACUACGUUGAUUUGAAAUACUCAAAUUGAAAGAAAGAGAGAAAUAACGAUCGAUAGUGAUAGAUAAAGAGAAAGAAAGAAAGGAAGAGAGAAAUUAGACGUGUUUCGAUUUACAAAGCUGUCGGUGGUAGUAAAAAACUAUAAAAUGUUACAACAGUAACAGCAACAAUACUAACAACAACAACAACAACAACAACAAAACGGUGGCUUCCAAGGAAACGCCUAGUCGUAUCGCAAAGUAAAAUGUUCUUCCGUUUCCGCGAUUGGCUCACUAAUAAUACUCAUGCAACACGGUUUACAGCCUUGUUCUGGAAUAUUUCCCUUCUUCGACAAACGGCUGGUUGCCUUUUGUGUAGCACCGUGAGAACUACUUUGCCAAGUCGAAACAGAAUAGCCUUCGAGCGGGGCGAAUUUCGAGUGAACUGUAAUAUCUAUUCUGUUUGAAGUAAGACAGUAAAGAAAAGAGAGAGAGAGAGAGAGUAAGAGUGAGAGAGUGAGUGACACAUAACACACACAAAUAUAUAUGUGUGUUAUAUUUACAUAUAAACGUACGUGUAAUCACAUACGUUCUUACUUACUUACUUACUUAUUUACUUAUUUACUUAUUUACUUACUUACUCGAUCUUACGUAUUUACGUGUUAUAUCAGUGAACACGAGUUACACAGGGUGAUAGAGGACAAAAAGGGAAAUAAAAUUUCUUUUAGAAGCUUCUCUCUUCCUCUCAAUAUUAUAACAUAAAACAUUAUAUAAGUGAUUAAAACGUGUUUGUGCUUAACCUGACAUAAAACAAAAAUCCACGUGUAUAAUAUUUCAUUGAAGGAAUAUAAUUGUUCUAUAAUCUAACUAUAACUAUAUCUAACUACUAUCUAUUAUAUCUGGGGCUUUCUCGAUCAUUGGUAGCCAGCCGAAUUCUCUAAACUCGGGGAUGGAAGUCGGAGUAUGUCUCACCUAAUUCCAUCGUCAAAGUCAACUAGAAACGUUUCGCGUGUUCGGAAGACGACGACUACGACGACAACGACAACGACAACGUUGAUAACUCGCGUUCUUGACGUUACAACCGAUGACGAUAAUAAUGUAAGAUACGAAUCGGUAUUGACAAGUUUUAUUCUAUAUAACUGAAGGAAAAUUCUUUCUCAAGGAAGAAAUAAGAGAAGAGAAGAGUAGAGAACGGAAGAAGAAGAAGGGAAGAAGGGCUUUUGGCGAGGAGAAAAAUACGAAACGUUGAAGUAUAUACUGUUAAGGGGCCAGGAAAUAUAUAGUAUAUAUAUAUAUACUAUCCAAGUCUGGAAGGUUUUAUCGUCGCGUACGUCUUUUCGUGUUCAUUCGACGAAGAAGGAAAACUGACCUAUUCGCCCAAGAAUCCUCAUCGAAAGUAUUAUAUCAUUGAGAGAAGAAGAUAAGAUACCGAAAGAAGAGAAGAAAGGAAAGGGAAGAAAAGAAAGGAAGGAAGGGAUUAUAAUUGAAACGAAAAAUAUAGAUCAUAUUUUGUUCCUUCCAUUUUUCUUUUUUUACUUUAACGAACAACGAUAUCACAUACUAGCUUACUAUCUGCGAAUUGCAUUUGGUGCUUGACAAAAAGGGAGAUAAAGAAAAAGAUUUUAAACAAAAAUAAAAAGAAAAAAGAAUUACAAACAUAAAUAGAAAAAAACAGAGAAAUAGAAAGAAAGAGAAAGAUAGAUAGAAAAGGUGACACCCAAGCGUAUCAUAAACGUUUCGUAUUUCAAAAAUAAUACUUACGUGUACGUAGUAGUAAUAGUAGUAGUAGUAAUAGUAGCACCUGUUAUUGUUGUUGUUGUUGUUGUUGGUUGGUUGGUUGGUUGGUUGGUUGGUUGGUUGUUUGUUACCACGUUCUGAGAACAGAACCUUCGGGAUAUUAAAGUAUAUUACGUUUGUGAAUGUGCGCAAGUGAGUUGGUGGUGUGGUUGUGGUUGUUAUUGUGGUGAUAGUGUGAGUGUUGGUAGUGGUGGUGGUGGUGGUGGUUCGUGCAGAAGGAGAAAAAGACGAGCUUGAAAAACAUGGUACACGAAGGCACCGGUUUAUGGCAUGCUGCUGGAUUCAAUGUGUCGAGGUGGCUGAUGGUUAUAAUACAUGGCUAUCGGGUUACCAGUCUCAUCCUGUCUAUCCUACUUAACGUGUUGGUACCUACUGAGUACCACACGAGCACGGUUACAGCCGAGAUAGUCUCUGGCAACGUGAACACUUUGGAUUCGUCUACGAGUCCAACUACGACAACUACUACGACGACUACUACGACUACGGCAAGGGGAACGUCAACGGCAACGACAACUACGACGAAUCCAACGAGAACGAGGAGUCCAACUACUACGACGACUACUACGACGAUGCUUAGACCAUUGGACGACGAGUUACAUCCCACCCUACCAAUGACCUUUGCUACCGAGAACUCAACGACGAUCUCUGCGCAAUCCGGUUCCACAGCUUUGCUACCCUGCGUUGUUCACAAUCUUGGCGACGGAGUGGUGUCAUGGAUCAAACGUAAGACUGUACAGGAAUUACUGACGGUUGGCAUGAUAACGUACGCCAACGAUGAACGAUUUCAAGCGAUACAUUUUCAUCACAGCGAAGAUUGGACAUUGCAAAUAAAAUACGUACAGGGAAGGGAUGCUGGACUUUACCAAUGUCAGGUCUCAACUCAUCCACCUACGAGUAUAUUUUUAUAUCUCGAAGUUGUCGAAGCCAGAGCUGAGAUAAGCGGACCCCCGGAGAAAUACGUGAGGCCCGGAAGUACUCUUCAACUUCACUGCAUCGUCAGGAAGUCAACGGAAACACCAUCUUAUCUAUUCUGGUACCACAACUAUCGAAUGAUCAACUACGACAUAGAACGUGGCGUCAAUGUCAGCACCGAUCUGAUAGCACGGGAAAGUUGGCUCGAGGUACCACGUGCAUCUGAUCGACAUUCGGGCAACUACACCUGUGAAACCAGCAACGCAUUACCUGCACGUGUACUUGUCCUUGUCAUCAAGGGCGACAAUCCGGCUGCAAUGCAACACAGUUUUGCAACACUUUCGUCCACCUUUUCUCAUAAAUUACAUUAUUUCAUUAUAUCUCACAUUUUUAUCAUUAUCUUAUCAUAAAUAAUAAAUUAGUCGUUAGGAAAUGUUCACGGGAGUUAGCAAAAAUUAUUGUUUUCCAAAUGAUUGAAUAUUAUUUGUCAAUUAAUAAAUUUAUUUUUAUCUUUAUACUUUCUAUUUAUCAUUGUUACUUCAAUAUUUGUAUUAUCUAAUUUCAAACAGUAAUUUUGCUAACAUUACCGAACUAUUUAUAUUAUAUACGGUGUAUUAUUAACACUAAACGUACCACAAAUCAAAUGACCGGUUAUUCAUGAAUUUUAAUUUUCUCCGUUAUAUCGAAUAUUAUAUUACCUUCUGAUCAACAAAUACCCGGUCAUUUGAUCGAUUUCAAUUAAAUUAUAAAUAAGAAUUACAUAUAAGAUGUUAAUAGGUUUAGCGUUAAUUAACUGUGACAUGAAGAAAUUUGAAGAAGUUUCAAACGAAAAUUAUAUGGUGGGUAUUCGAUUAAAUCUAAAUAAACUUUUUCGAGUGGAAACAAAAAAAAAGAAAUGGUGAAAUAUCGAAAAAGGAAACUUGGGGGAAUAGGAAACGUUGUGGAGUUUGUGAGAAUCAUACGUGCGUGUGGUGCAUACCACUCACUGGAUGAUGAUGAUGAUGGUGAGCACACAGAUGGAAGAAUUAUCUAGCGAUCCGUCCCCGUAACAUUCGGUAUGAUUAAUGGUGAUGAUCUUGUCGCGAUCCUAGCUAGCUUUGUCAGUACGCAAGUCUCUUGGCUAGGUUCUAUGUCAUGAACCAUAUCGCAAUUUCCAUGAGAAGACACUCGGUGUAAUAUCACGUAAACGAUUUCAAUCCAAUCUAUAACUUACCUAACGAGUUUGGUUAUGGGGAAGGAAAUAUUACUACUAUAUGUAAUAACUUUGACUUUAGUCGAAUAAUAAGCUUUCAAUGUGUAUUUUCAAAAUACAUAAAAUGAAUAAGAAGAAAAAGAAAGCUGACAUUUUCGACGUUCACAUCGUUCAACAAUACUUUUACAACGAAUCCAGAAAAAAAGAAAAGAAUUUUAAAUUAACUCGAAA
Messenger RNA from Polistes dominula (European paper wasp), 4402 nucleotides. RefSeq lists its product as uncharacterized. Lineage: Eukaryota; Metazoa; Arthropoda; Insecta; Hymenoptera; Vespidae. Gene Ontology annotation, biological process: synapse organization. Gene Ontology annotation, cellular component: neuron projection membrane. The record is from RefSeq and is a predicted model, not a curated record.